UGUAAAUGUAACAUCUGCCGAGCGACACGCGAGCAAACAAGCCAAUUCGCAUGCUGAAGGACUGAUUUUGUGUUUGUUUUCCCUGUAGCUGAGGAUUAUUUAUACACGUUGACCGUUUCUGAGCGUGAUUUUGUGAAGCCGGGCAAACAAAAAUGUCGGACUUUAUCAUUUUACUGCUAAUUCUGUUUUUGAUCAUCUGUCUGAUCGUGACUCUGGUGGGCUUCGUUUUUUACACCGGUCUUUUCUCGGAAGUCGUGAUUCGGACUGGAUCUCCUCCGGUGAAAAACAUCACGAUUGCAUACAAGUUCUGGAAGAGCUCGUACAAGGCCAGCGGAGCCGCUUUCACGGAGAGCUGCAGCAUCGGACCGAAGCUCUCGUCUGUCGGGGUGUUUUACGAUGACCCCAAUCAGACUCCAGCAGAUCAGUGUCGGUAUGUUGUAGGCAGUAUACUGUGUGAAAAUGAAGAGAAACCCGACGAAGAACUCCAGCGUCUAUAUGAGAAGUUUGGCUACAAGGUGGUGUCCUUCCCAGAGGUCACAUGUGCCGUAACGUCCACGUUUCCAAACAGAUGCACUCUGUCCCCUGUCUGCGGUGCUUACAGAGUCUAUCCUGAACUACAACAGUAUAUAAAGGAGAGGAGUCUAAAUGCGUGCCCAUUCCUGGAGAUAUGCAGAGGAGGUCUGAUCCAUUACAUGUGUCCUCUGGAGAAGCAGGAGGAAUUCUGUGUGCCUGAACUUCUGGAGAAGAAAGCAUCUGAUGACACAGAGGAAACAGUGGAGUGUGAAGAAGCUGAUGUCACAGAGAUGGUGUCAGGCGAGCCAGAGCAGAAGUCCACCUCAGAGACCCCGGAAGUAGUUGAAGAGAGCCGAGAUGCUGUGGAGGCCUCGGCCCCGCUGCUGGAGAGCCCUCAGUCAGCUCUGCCUGAAGAAGAGGCUCGCAGUGAGGAUGGAGAACAGGUGGAGAAAGCAUCCAGUGAUUCUGUAGGCAGCGGCUCCUCCUUUGAAGAACUAGACCUGGAAGUUGAAGAGGAGAAGCAAAGCGAAGCAGACGAAGAAGACCAUAAUGGACAGCAGAAGCCUGUGGUGAUGGGAGAAACAAUGGGCAACAGGGAAGAGUGAGGGAUGAAGUGGAUUAGAGAGAAUGUGGAUGAAUGAUGAGUGCAUGUGUGAGAAAGAGAGAGAAAGGUUGUCUUUGAAAUCGUCAAAGGCUCCCCCCCUUCAUUAAUCUUUGGAAUUAACAUCUCUAAAUAUCCUAAAAGUUACUUCUUUGUUAUCAGCAAACAAGCAAUUAUCCCCUUUAGAAGCUUCUAUUAAAGACUUAAUGAAAUGCACAUUAUAUUUUUCGGCUUUGUAUUUAUUUCCGAGGAAACAAAUUGUUUAUGUUGCUUUAGCGUUUGUUUUUCCACGGUGAUCUGCAUUCAGGCGAGUAAAUCAGGUGCAGAUUGAAGACGAGGAUACACUGUUAAUGCAACUAAAUGAAGCUUAAUCAGAGAUUUGAUUUCAUUAACAUGUCCUACAGAUGAUGUGUUCACUAGUGUUUGCUUUAAAACAUGAUUAGCUCAUUCCAAAUGCUGUCUUUCGCUGUAGACUAGAAGUGGGAGAAGAGUGAGAUUUUUUUUAAAAAGUGCAUGAUGAUAUUAGUGGUUGGAGUGUGCUUAAUAUGAGCUGCUUAUACUAUUUUGUGCAUUUAAUUAAUUAGUAUUGUUUUCUACACUUCUGUACUUUGAGUAUGGGUCACAAAUGAAAGGUUUCAAGCAUCAAAACAAUAAAAGUGUAACAGCUUUA
Messenger RNA from Danio rerio (zebrafish), 1784 nucleotides. RefSeq names its product testis expressed 264, ER-phagy receptor a (gene tex264a). The record is from RefSeq and is marked predicted. Lineage: Eukaryota; Metazoa; Chordata; Actinopteri; Cypriniformes; Danionidae.